AUGAUGCAGACACUGCGUUUAAAAAAAAAUAAAGUCAAGCACGUAAUUAGCGGUAUCKGGAAAAUAGUACAACAUGCGUCGUCGGCAGUAUGGCUAAAAAUAAAAUCUCGUGUAAGUGAUUACUCGGUGUAUUUGCCGAUGAUAGUGGUACCAAAGUUUACGGGUCAAUUACCUCCACGAAAUAUAAAAACCAUAUACAAUGUUCCCGAUAAUAUUAAAUUGGCCGAUACACAUUUUAAUACGCCCCAAAAAAUUGACAUAUUAUUGGGUGCAACACAUUUUUAUGAAUUCUUAUGCGAUGGACAAACACAUCCUUCGACUAACGGACCGUUGUUCCAAGAAACAGUAUUUGGAUGGGUAGCUGCUGGACCAAUAUCGGAAAAUAAGUUAUCAAAAAUAUCGACGUCGAACUCAUUUUUUAGCAUGACCGAAAGUGAGCCUACACUAGAGAACGUAUUACAGCAAUUUUGGUUGAUAGAAGACGUAAGCGACACACCACCUUAUACAAUCGAGGAACAAUGGAUGAUAAUGAGCAAUCCGAAAACGCAGAUCAAAUAUGCUAUUUGCCGCAUCAUGCCGUAA
Molecule: messenger RNA, 582 nt
Organism: Diuraphis noxia (Russian wheat aphid)
Lineage: Eukaryota; Metazoa; Arthropoda; Insecta; Hemiptera; Aphididae
Source: RefSeq, a predicted model, not a curated record